CUUCGAAGGCGGCUCAGAUGGUGACUCCACUUCACAGCCUGGUUGCGGCUGAUGGCCUUCGGCGCGAGCACAGAUGCGAGCGCGGGGACGCUUGGCCCUAUGACGGUGCCGGUGAGCCCUGCUUGAGGGCCCGGACGCGACCUGUGCGCUGCCUGCUCGGAAAUGCGGAACCAAGCGUCGGCAAACCUGGUCACUUGGGAUAACGAUGGGCGUGGACGGUCUCGAUGGCAAAGAAGGCCAGCAGGGAAGAAGGCCGUUUGACGUAUGUUCACCUGCGAUCGUCUUGUCCUGGACCCAGAUUGCGAGGCUGGGGUUACCCAGCACAGAUUGGGCUUCGUCCUUCCGACGCAAUUGGGCAAAGCUGCCCCAACUGAUUGUGGCCAUGUACUUCGUGUUCGUAUUCGUCGACGAGCUGUAUCGCGUAAACACGUUGCGAGUCCUGCUUCGUUAUUCACUGGUUGUACAGCAGAUUCGUUUAGGAGUUAUGAAUGCACGCUACUAUGGUACUAUACAUAUGAGAUGCAAGGCUACCAUGAUUGCUCUCUCUCUAUCGUGAGGGUAGCUGCGUACGCGUGACUCCGAACAGGCUUUGGUGUGCACGAGCUGUUGGGUUUCGGGGAAAGACUUCAACUUGACUU
Paraphaeosphaeria sporulosa is the source of this 638-nucleotide messenger RNA. RefSeq lists its product as uncharacterized. The transcript has a single exon. NCBI's taxonomy places the organism in Eukaryota, Fungi, Ascomycota, Dothideomycetes, Pleosporales, Didymosphaeriaceae. Bases 206 to 556 code for a protein of 116 amino acids. The record is from RefSeq and is a predicted model, not a curated record.